This is a messenger RNA of Cyphellophora europaea CBS 101466, 1044 nucleotides long. RefSeq lists its product as uncharacterized. The transcript has a single exon. The record is from RefSeq and is a predicted model, not a curated record. Bases 1 to 1044 code for a protein of 347 amino acids. NCBI's taxonomy places the organism in Eukaryota, Fungi, Ascomycota, Eurotiomycetes, Chaetothyriales, Cyphellophoraceae.
AUGAAUUCUGGAGCACCGCAUCAGGGCUUGACGCCGCCCUCUCAGCCGCGCAGCGACGACGAGGCGACGCUUGCCGGGAGCAAGGGAGGUUCUCAACCCGAGAAGAUGGAGGCCGCUCAAAAGCAGGCGCCGGCGCCAGCGGAAUCAUCGGAGCAGUCUACACCUGAGCCAACCGUGGUUGAGAAGCCUCCAGUAGAUGGGCCGCCACCGCUGCCAUACAACCUGCGAGAGCACAAGUUGACCAUUUCCAUCUUUUGGUUUCUCAUCCUCACCGAAUGCACGCUCAUUCCGCUUAUCUUCUACUAUACGAUCGCCAACUUGACCGAUAUGCGAAGAGGGGCCAUGUUUGCAAUCAUUACUGCUAUGUUCGGUUUCAUUUCCGGAGGUGAAUACGGGUUGCGUGGCUUGCGAUUGUGUCUGAAACGAGACGAAUACCGACCGCUAAAUAGUCCCGGUCGAUGGGGCUUCGACAGUACUCACCUUGUUCUGGGGCCGCCGUACUUCGUUAUGACAGCGCUUAUGAUCGGCUUCAGUAUUCCAGAACCGCCCAUCACGCGAGGCCUAUCCAUGAUCAUGGCGGUUGGCAUCAUUAUGGUAGGCGUGUUCAUGGUCUGGACAGGUAUCGCUUACCAUUUCCAAUGGCGCCUGAGAUGGUUCAGGUUAAGCUCCCACGUCAAGGGUGCCAUCGUCCCACCGCUCACUUUCUGUAUCAUGGAAGACAUUUGCGGCUGCGACGGCGGAGGAGGGAAGGUUUAUCGGACCGCAGCCAUGGCCAGAUACAAUGCGUCUCCACGCUUCCGGAGAAUGCUUGUUCAGAUGCUCUGGUGGUGGGCUAUCACAGCCAUCCUCCUUGGAGCAGCUCAGAUUGCGAUCAUUUGGAUUCCUCAGAUCAGCCAGGAGGUGGUGUAUGGCAUCGGUUGGUCUGUGACGUCGGUUUGGGGAGGCAUUGGCGCUUGGCUCACCAUCUGGUGGGGAAAGAAAUGCAUCAGAAUAGAGAAAGAAAAAUGGGCCGAAGACCAGGCAGCACAACUCCAGCGUGGAUAG